Messenger RNA from Babesia ovata, 1350 nucleotides. RefSeq names its product aspartic protease PM5. The transcript has a single exon. The record is from RefSeq and is a predicted model, not a curated record. Gene Ontology annotation, biological process: proteolysis. Bases 1 to 1350 code for a protein of 449 amino acids. Gene Ontology annotation, molecular function: aspartic-type endopeptidase activity. Lineage: Eukaryota; Apicomplexa; Aconoidasida; Piroplasmida; Babesiidae.
AUGCUUUACGGUAAUCUUCACGAUCUGGCCUAUUAUUACACCAUCGUUGAAGUGGGAACGCCACCACAAAGCCAGGAGGUUGUGGUGGACACAGGGUCUUCUAACCUUGUCCUGGCGUCUGCAGAAUGCCGUCACUGCGGCCAUCACGGUAUGAAACCAUUCAACACAACACUCUCUCGAACCAUGUCGUACAUAAACGGGAGUUCAGCAAGUUGUGCCGCCUUAGGAGGCGCAGCGGGUCAACAGGGCGCCAUCAAAGAUGCAUGUGUUUUCGUCGAGGAGUACGAGGAGCAAAGCGCCAUCAGGGGCUUCUAUGCUACUGACUAUUUGGCAUUUAAAGCCGAUGCUGAGCCGAAUGCUACAUAUAUUGUGCCUCAAUUUGGAUGUACAAUAUCGGAAACGAAACUCAUUUAUCAGCAGCGGGCCAACGGAGUGCUGGGACUAGGGCCAGUGACGGUUCCAACUGAUGACGAUGGUGGUAGUAAUGAGACAACUAUGUUGAAUUCUGACGAGUCGCAGCAAACAAUGGAAUACAAUGCAAUCGUAAACUCGAGGUAUGCGAAUUUUGUGGACGAUUUUUUGCAUCAGAAUUUUGCAAAAGAAAGGCAUCGGUUCGAACUGUGCCUGUCUGAAGACGGUGGUUCGUUGAUAUUCGGGAGGUUGGAAGAAAACGCUUCAGCCAAUGAAUAUGGUAAUCUUACAAAUGUUCAUAAAGUAAAAGAAAAAUCGCUGCUGUGGAUGCCGCUGAUGCGUCAUGGUGGUUAUUCAAUAGAGGUUAAUGCCGUAAGGUUCUGCGGAAAUAUAGUACGACCUACUAACAAAAGGUUCAUAUUAGAUUCCGGUUCUACCAACUCAAGCCUGGAACAACCAAUAUACAGUGUAAUACAUGAAUACUACAAGUCGCUGUGUAAUUCGAUGAAUAGGAAUGCAGAGGUCGCCCACAAUCAAACUAGAAGACGCCUGCAUAUCCGAAGUAGGAUACUUCGUGGAUUCCUCAAACGUCGGUUGCGCUUAAAAUCCACAGAUACGCAAGAUCACAACGUCAAUUCUGACUCAAUUCGUACACCCGCAAUUGCUGAUGGUGAUACCAAUAUGCAUUUGGGAGAUAACGGAGGCAAUGUUUAUGACGUUGGUGAACGCCAAGGCAAUUUACUAGACAAUCAACGUAAUGUAGAAUCUAAAAUUUCUCCCAAAUGCCGCUGCGUCAUCCAGAAGAAGCAUGGAUACCUGUGCUUUUCGGAUAUUUCUCACAUGCCAAGCGUCCAUUUGAUUAUUGAAGGGUAUGUUUUAUUAAGUCUAAUUAACAUCUAUAUAAUAACGCCGCAAAUAUGGUAUAAAAUAUACAGUUAG